Messenger RNA from Hordeum vulgare subsp. vulgare (domesticated barley), 1857 nucleotides. Its product is annotated as phosphatidate cytidylyltransferase 1-like. Gene Ontology annotation, cellular component: endoplasmic reticulum membrane. NCBI's taxonomy places the organism in Eukaryota, Viridiplantae, Streptophyta, Magnoliopsida, Poales, Poaceae. Gene Ontology annotation, molecular function: phosphatidate cytidylyltransferase activity. The record is from RefSeq and is a predicted model, not a curated record.
CCCCGCACCACGAUAAUCACGAAGCGCAACGCAAGCGCCACAACUCAACUCCCCCACUGCCUGCCCUCUGCCCCUUCCUCUGUCUCCUCCUCAAACCCCGCGCCGCCCAAGCGCUUCCUCGCCGCCGCCGCCGCCGCCGGACCCAGCUAGGGUUCCGGCGAGCUCGCGGCCCCGCUGGCCCGCCGCGCCUCCUCCCCCGAGGGCCCCGCUCCCCGGUGAGGGCACCCGCCCCUGCGCUCCCUUGCUGGCCGCGUGUGAUCUACGCUGUCCCGUCUCAGUUCACGGCGGGCCUGUUCGGAUUUACAAUAGCGGCGAUGCAAAAGGAUACAGGCUCUGGCGAUGUUUCUCCUUCUCAUGCAGGACGUGUUAGACAUCGAAGGCGCCCUAAUGAGACUGCCACCGAUGGGAACAGAGCCAAUGGAACGGUUUUGCUUGUCAGCGACCAGAACAAGUACAAGUCUAUGCUUAUCCGUACAUAUUCAACUUUGUGGAUGAUUGGAGGCUUUGUGUUCGUAGUUUAUAUGGGUCAUCUUUAUAUCUGGGCCAUGGUGGUUGUCAUUCAAAUAUUUAUGGCAACAGAGCUUUUUAACCUACUCAGAAGAUCAAGCGAAGAGAAACAACUGCCAGGGUUCAGGCUGCUGAAUUGGCACUUCUUCUUCACGGCAAUGUUGUUUACUUAUGGGCGUUUUCUUAGUCGGGAGCUUGUUAACACAGUAACUUCAGAUCACUUGCUGUAUAAGGUCGUCAGCGGCCUAAUAAAGUAUCAGAUGUUUAUUUGCUAUUUUCUUUAUAUUGCAGGUUUUGUAUGGUUUAUUUUGACUCUGAAGAAGAAGACAUACAAUUAUCAAUUCAAACAGUAUGCCUGGACGCACAUGAUCCUUUUAACGGUUUUUGCCCAGUCCUCUUUCACCGUGGCAAAUAUAUUUGAAGGGAUGUUCUGGUUUCUUCUCCCUGCUUCGCUCAUUGUGAUCAAUGACAUUGCUGCGUAUUUAUUUGGGUUUUUUCUCGGGAGAACUCCAUUGAUCAAGUUAUCACCAAAGAAAACAUGGGAAGGUUUUAUUGGUGCAUCGGUGACAACUAUCAUCUCUGCUUUUCUGUUGGCAAACGUAAUGGGCCGUUUCCAGUGGUUAACAUGCCCAAGAAAGGACCUGUCGACAGGGUGGCUUGUUUGUGAUCCUGGUUCCAUGUUUAAGCCAGAGCAUUACUUUUUGGGGAAUUGGGUGCCACAGUGGUUUCCAUGGAAAGAAGUUUUCCUUUUACCCGUGCAGUGGCAUGCUUUAGCCCUUGGUUUGUUUGCAUCGAUAAUAGCACCAUUUGGAGGAUUUUUUGCAAGUGGCUUCAAGAGGGCUUUUAAAAUAAAGGAUUUUGGCGACAGUAUACCUGGGCAUGGUGGAAUUACUGACCGAAUGGAUUGUCAAAUGGUUAUGGCAGUUUUUGCAUACAUAUAUCACCAAUCAUUUAUCUCGCCCCACAAUUUCUCUGUUGACACAAUCUUGGAUCAGAUUGUAAGAAACCUAACCUACGAGGAGCAGAAAUCCUUGUACCAGCAACUUGGGGAGAUCUUCCGUGAAGGCAGUUUAUGCAAAGCUGAGGAUUUAUUUGCGUAUGAACCACACAAGACAGCUCUGUGGUUCAUAAUGUAGCUCUAGAUCUAUGUACAGCAUCAUAGCUCCUCUGUACCGUGAUAGAGUGAUGUCCUUAUCCAAACCAUUGUACAGAACGGAGUGUGGAUAGGGUUUAGGUUCUUGAUCCGCUCUCCACUUAUGUUGCUUCUUUUAAUCAUCUGCGCUAAUUCUCUCCUUGUUUCUUACCAUCAGUGUUCUUGUAAAAACAUAGCUGGAAAAGCUUAUUCGUGUA